CUGGAUGGAUUAAAUCAGUUGACAAUUUCUAAGACCCUCCCUCUGCGAGAGAUGCCACGCGCCCGAGCGCCUCCUUGCGCCCUCGUCCACAAAGCGCAGCUUCCCCCUCCCUCCCAGGCGCCCCUCUCCCGCAUCCUUGACGCGAGAGCCUCGCAGGAGCUUGAGGCCCGAUCUGCAGCAGCAGGAACCCCCGCCCGGAAGAGACCCACCACAACAAUGGCGCCGCCCCAUGGAGCUCCGAUCUUCAGCGGGACCCCGCCGGAAGCGUCAGCUCUCGCACACCAAUGGCGCACGCCCGAGACAUUGGUGAACACGGAGCUUCUUUCUCCUGCAAACUCGGCGACCCUCUCCUCCAGCCUCCUCUCGCGCCCGACGGGGUCUCCCGAGCCAGCCCCAUCCGCCUCCGGCCGCCGCCGGCAAGCAGAGCUAUCGUCCGUGCGCUCCGGCCAGCUCAGACCGCCGCCUCCUCAGAUUGGCCACAUCAGCCGCCCCUGUAAACUUCCACGUCGGUCUUCACCUCCUGCACGAGCCCCCGUCGUCCGUGCGCUCCGGCCAGCUUCCCGUCGCGCCCGAGACCAGAAGCAGUAAUCGCUUUAGUAUUCAAAAAAAUAAGGGAAAGAUAGUCACAUGGACAGGGACUGCGGGUUAAUUUCAUAUAAACCGAGGGACUUUUAUGUAAAAUCGCGUGCGACGACGUACAGCAGAAAUCCAAUUCUCUUUAUUAUUA
Molecule: messenger RNA, 727 nt
Organism: Triticum aestivum (bread wheat)
Lineage: Eukaryota; Viridiplantae; Streptophyta; Magnoliopsida; Poales; Poaceae
Product: synapsin-1
Exons: 3
Coding region: 52-588 (178 amino acids)
Source: RefSeq, a predicted model, not a curated record